Messenger RNA from Thelazia callipaeda (thelaziosis nematode), 303 nucleotides. NCBI's taxonomy places the organism in Eukaryota, Metazoa, Nematoda, Chromadorea, Rhabditida, Thelaziidae. The record is from the annotation of a GenBank genome assembly.
AUGAAUCUCAAACUUGCUCUCAAACGUGACUGCCAUGAAGCCUUGAGCAUGCUAACAGAACGUGUGAGAGUUUAUGAAAAUAAAAUAAAAAGUUAUGAGGCUCGAUGCGUUUUCAAAAUUCAAAACGCGAGAUUUGAAUUGUUCAGAAGGCGGUUUUAUAGAAAACUAACUAAGGAACAACCUGUUAGCCACAAUGUAAGGGCGGAAGAAAUCAGGGAGUUCUGGGCCGCGACGUGGAAUUCGAAAAUGGGAGACGAUGAUAACCGGCACAAUGAAUCUGCACAGUACGUUGUCCCCAUCUGA